AUGUCGAGCGGCGAAGGAAUGCCCUGCCCUGUGGUAAUGGAGGACCCCGACCCAGAGCAGAUACAGCGCUUACGUAAGAGGGGUGAGGAAAAGUUAGCGCGUAAACGGGCAAGGAUGACUACUGUCUUUUGCUGUCGAGGGAUCUCUCCCCUUCGAGGAUGGGCACUACCGAAUGGUGCUCUUGUGGGUCCUGCGUGCCGUUUACUACGAUGCUUCCGUUACUGCGCCUACCGCUCUUUUGUAUUAUGGUGUUAUGGACGUCUCGGCAUAGGUAGGAGGUUCGAACUUCCUGCCUGUGUUCGAGGCGCCAUAAUGAAGGAGUUCCCCUCUGAAGGUGGGAACUAUGUGGGUUUCAAGGUAAGACAGGUUCAAGGAUUCAAGAUUUUUAUCGUAUUACCACAUUAUUACAAACCGUUAUAG
This is a messenger RNA of Haemonchus placei, 420 nucleotides long. The record is from the annotation of a GenBank genome assembly. NCBI's taxonomy places the organism in Eukaryota, Metazoa, Nematoda, Chromadorea, Rhabditida, Trichostrongylidae.